This is a messenger RNA of Menidia menidia (Atlantic silverside), 450 nucleotides long. Lineage: Eukaryota; Metazoa; Chordata; Actinopteri; Atheriniformes; Atherinopsidae. The record is from the annotation of a GenBank genome assembly.
CUGCCCCCCCACGUCUACGCCAUCGCCGAUAAGGCCUACCGGGACAUGAAGGUCCUGAAGAUGAGUCAGUCCAUCAUCGUCUCCGGGGAGUCCGGCGCCGGCAAGACGGAAAACACCAAGUUUGUUCUCAGCUGGACGACAUUUGGAUGCCAGUCGGACGCCAUCCGGACAUUAGCAGAACUCCAAUCGGACACUAGUCGAACGCCAAUCGAACGCCAAUCGGACGCCAAUCGAACGCCAAUCGAACGCCAAUCGAACGCCAAUCGGAUGCCAAUCGGACGCCAAUCGGACGCCAAUCAGACGCCAUCCGGACGCCAUCCGGACGCCAUCUUGACACUAGCUGGACACCAUUUGGACGCCAGUCGGACGCCAUCACCAAGCCAUCCGGACAUUAGCAGAACUCCAAUCGGACGCCAAUCGGACGCCAUCAGCACGCCAUCCGGACACUAG